This is a messenger RNA of Eucalyptus grandis, 922 nucleotides long. Its product is annotated as (+)-cis,trans-nepetalactol synthase NEPS2. NCBI's taxonomy places the organism in Eukaryota, Viridiplantae, Streptophyta, Magnoliopsida, Myrtales, Myrtaceae. The record is from RefSeq and is a predicted model, not a curated record. The transcript has a single exon. Gene Ontology annotation, molecular function: oxidoreductase activity. The coding region runs from base 1 to 780 and encodes 259 amino acids.
AUGUCAAGCCACGCCUCAAACAAACUUGACGGCAAAGUAGCCAUCAUCACCGGUGGCGCAAGUGGCAUCGGCGAGGAGACGGCGCGUCAGUUGGCAAAUCAUGGUGCAUAUGUCGUGAUUGCGGACGUCCAAGACGAAAAAGGCCACAACCUCACAUCGUCGAUUGGAUCCCACCGGUGCACCUACAUCCAUUGCGAUGUCACAGAUGAGCAACAGGUGAAGUCCUUGGUGGAAUCAACUCUUCAAUCAAAUGGUCACCUAGACAUCAUGUUCAGCAAUGCAGGCAUAAUGAAUAACAUCAAACAAGACAUUCUGGAGUUUGACAUACCUGCUUUCGAGAGACUGUUUGCCGUCAAUGUUCGGGGAAUGGCUGCCUGUGUCAAGCACGGGGCUCGCGCCAUGGUGGCAGGGGGCAUAAAGGGAAGCAUAAUUUGCACAGCGAGCGUCGCGGCCAGCACUGGAACCGAGAAAUGGGUAGACUAUGUGAUGUCUAAGAAUGCCGUGCUGGGUCUAGUGAGGUCGGCGAGCAAGCAACUUGGAGCAUAUGGUAUACGCGUGAACUGUGUCUCCCCCGGAGCGGUCCCAACACCAUUACUGCGUAGAGUGCUCGGUGUGAGUGAGGAGGAAGGCGAGAGGAGGUUCGAGUCAAGUUCAAACUUGAGAGGAGUGCUGAAAGCGAAGCAUGUGGCUGAUGCCGUGGUGUUCCUUGCUUCUGAAGAGGCCGAAUUCAUCAACGGCCACAAUCUGGCGGUCGAUGGUGGAUGGGCCGGAAUUAGAUAGGCUAUCCUGAGGAGACUAGAAAUAAAAGUCGCAAACUCUUAACUCACCUGGGCUUGGUUAGCCGCUGUAGCAAUAUAAAUCCGGAGAAAUAACGAAAUCAAGCUGAUGCUAUCUUGUUUGUGAAAGGAAUACUUUGCCUUGA